Boleophthalmus pectinirostris (great blue-spotted mudskipper) is the source of this 1818-nucleotide messenger RNA. Its product is annotated as GTPase IMAP family member 8-like. Gene Ontology annotation, molecular function: GTP binding. Lineage: Eukaryota; Metazoa; Chordata; Actinopteri; Gobiiformes; Gobiidae. The record is from RefSeq and is a predicted model, not a curated record. The coding region runs from base 1 to 1818 and encodes 605 amino acids. The transcript has 5 exons.
AUGAAAAUAAAACAUGUAAAACUAGAAGUCUUUGUCUUUCACAGAGAAUUGUCUGAGCUGAAGCUGGUUCUUCUGGGGAACAACCGGAGUCUGAAGGCCUCAGUGGGAGACCUCGUUUUGGGAACAAAUGAAUUCACUGAAGAUCAGAAAUGUGUGAAAAUCACUGUAACAAUUCAGGACAAACCACUGACUGUGAUCUGUGCUCCAGACCUGCAGCUCAACAACUCAUCCCAGCAAGAACUACAGCAGUUUAUACAAGACAUUAAAGAUGUGAAAUCCCCAGAUCCACCUGUGUUCCUGCUGCUGUUAAAGCCUGAAGACUUCACUGAGCAACACAAAAUCAGACUAGAGUCAGUCCUGCAGAGCUUCAGUGAGGAGGCCUUUCACCAGUCACUGGUGCUGAUGUUCAGAUCAGAAAAGACAAAAGUCUCAACAGAGAAAUACAUGAGAGAGUCACAUAUAAGAGAAAUGAUCAUGAGGUGCAGGUACAGAUAUCUGUGUAUGGAUCACAAUGAUCUAUAUAAAAGUGAUCUGAGGGAAUUUAGACGUAAAGAGUUGUUUACAAAAAUCUGUGACAUGCUGAAAGAGAAAAAGGCAGUGCAUGACUCUGAGGAUGAAGACACAGGUCUGAAUAAACCCUCUCUGAACCUGGUUCUUUUUGGGAGGAGUGGCUCAGGAAAGACCUCAGUAGCCAAGUCUAUUUUAGGGCGAGCAGAUCUCCCUGCAGCGAGACCAGGACAGUGUGUGAUACAUGAUGGAGAGGUCUGUGGGCGGAGAGUGUCUCUGGUGGAGCUGCCAGCUCUGUCUGGGAAACCUCUGGAGACAGUGAGGCAGCUGUUUCUCCGCUGUCUCUCCCUCUGUGGUCCUGAGGGUGUUCACGCCUUCAUCCUGGUGAUACCAGGUCCCCUCACUGAUGAAGACAAAAACGAGUUAAAAAUAUUACAGAAAACACUGAGCUCUAAGGUCAAAGACUUCCUGAUCUCCUUGGAGACAGACACUGAUGAUGGAAACAUCUCCAGAAAAAGUGGUGUGAACCUGGAUGAGCUGAGUCAGAUCUGUGGAGGAGGAGUCCUGUGUCUGAACAUCAGGGACCCGCAGGUCACAGAGUUGAUGUACACUGUGAACAAACUGGCACAAGGCGGCGCUAGAGCUUACACCAAAGACACGUUUUUAGAAGCUCUGACAGAGGAGGUACCAAUGUCUCCAGAGAUUAAUUUGAGUUCGAUGCCUCUGAGUAUCGUCCUGAUUGGAAAAAGUAGCAGUGGGAAAAAUGCUACUGCUAACACCAUUCUGGGGGAGAAAUAUUUCAAGCCCAAAGCUGCUCAGGCAAAACAAGCUGUGAGAAGUUUCAAUGAAGAAGAACUCUCCAACUGCGUCUCUGAGUUGUCUCCAGGUCCUCACGUCUUCUUACUGCUGCUGCCGAUCAAGAACAUCAACGAACAAGACCAAGACUCUCUGAAGCUGAUCAAAAAAAGACUCGGAGAAAAUGUGGUCAAUUAUGUUAUUGUCGUUUUCACAGAAGGAGAAGUACUGACUGACAAUUAUACCAUUGAGAACUACAUAGAAGAAUGUGAUGUCUUUGUUAAGGAAAUGUUAAACCAAUGUCAGGGCAGUGCGGGCGAGCUCCUCCCACGUCACAUGGAGCGUUUGGACCAAUCAGAGCGAGAGCUGCUAGAGCAAAACAACUUUCUUGUUCUUCUUCUUUUGGACAACAGACACCAUGUUCUCACAGAUCCACUCCCUCUGCAGAGAACUGGGCUUAGCUCACAUCUACUGGCAGCAGACAGAAUCAUCAUAGACAAAUCACAGAACAACUAG